UAUCUUUUUUGGGAAAAUACAUCUCUGUUAUCAUAAUUGAAUAUAUACCAUAUACAAUUUUCACAAUGGAAGUUACAUUUUUCUUAAUGUUUUGCUUAUUUUUCAAUAUUUUACAUUUCUCUUCACCAGUCAAUGUCAUAUCCAGAAGAUUACAAAAAUCUUAUACUAGCUUCAACCUAAUUCAUUCCCACUCAAUCCACACCUCUUUACAAACUCAAGUUUAUGCCGGUGAUCGUGAUAUCAUAACCGAGAUUUUCCCAAAUGAUGAAUACUUGGUUUUUAUUAACCUUACCAUUGGUGUACCUCCAAUCCCACAAUUAGUAAUUUUUGAUACUGGAAGUAGUUUGUUAUGGAUUUCUUGCACACCAUGCAAUAAUUGUCCAGCACCUCAAUUGUUCCAACAAAAUCUUUCAACCAGUUACACAAGACUUUUGUGUGGCGAUUAUUUGUGUCCUUUCUUUUGUUUAGACCCAAAUGAUGACCCAAAUCCAUGUGCUUUUGUCACAUACUAUGCAAGUGGACUCAAUGCAAGUGGAAUAUAUGGUACGGAGACUUUUGUUAUGCCAACAAGUGAUGGUGGAGUACAGAUAAUACCUAACAAAAUAUUCGGUUGUGCACAUAAAGUAUACUAUUCUGGGGAAAGUAAAUUUAGUGGUAUGCUUGGGUUUAAUUAUGCACGAAAUUCCUUUCUAUAUAGCUUAGGAUCCUCAUUUUCUUAUUGUAUAGGAGACUUGACAAAUACACAAAAUAGUUAUAGUCAAUUACGCAUUGCUAAUGGUGACCAUGGUUAUGGUAUAGAAUUGUUAGGGAAGUGGACACCUCUUAGGAUUAAUGAAGGUGGCAAUUAUAGAGUUCGUAUAAACCGUAUAGCUUUUGGACCGUACAUUUUUACAAAUAAAAAUGGUGCAACGGGGCUCGACGCAAUCAUUGAUACAGGAUCAUCAUCCACUACAUUGCCUGAGAAUUUUGUGACUAGUCUUCAAACAUAUGUGAAAUAAAUGUUGUAUGAAUUAGGUGUAAAAGAACAUGAAGGUGCUACUGGCAAAUUGAUAUGCUUCAGAGGUGAUUUAACGGAGGAUCUUAAAGAAUUUCCAAAAGUUAUGAUUCAUUUUGAAGGGGAGGCAAGUAUGGAAUUGGAUCGUCGUAUUUUGUUCAAACAACAUACCAAGAGAGCAUUUUGCUUUAUGAUAGGCGUAACAAUAGUUGAUUCGGGAAAAAUAAUGGUAAUUGGAGCGGUGACUCAACAAAAUUACCAUAUGGCUUAUGAUCUUGACUACAAAAGAUUGUAUAUGGAAAAAGUUGAUUGUCAAAAAUAUAAAGAUUAGUAGUACUUUUAUUAAAUUUGACUUUUAUUA
Molecule: messenger RNA, 1355 nt
Organism: Cannabis sativa
Lineage: Eukaryota; Viridiplantae; Streptophyta; Magnoliopsida; Rosales; Cannabaceae
Product: aspartic proteinase CDR1-like
Exons: 1
Coding region: 66-998 (310 amino acids)
Biological process (GO): proteolysis
Molecular function (GO): aspartic-type endopeptidase activity
Source: RefSeq, a predicted model, not a curated record